ACAAUUGAAAAUUGACAGUGUCGUGGACGCCAUUUUGUGCUUGUUUAAUUCGUGAUUUUAAAGUGUGAUAAAUUCGCAAUUAGUGUUAGUGUUUAGUCGUAGAUGCUAAUAUCGCCUGUGAUUUAUCAGUAACUUUGUCCAAAUUGUAAAAAAUGGGUCGCAAGAAGAAGAAGAUGUCGAAACCUUGGUGCUGGUACUGCAACCGCGAGUUCGAGGACGAGAAGAUCCUCAUCCAGCACCAAAAAGCCAAACAUUUCAAAUGCCACAUAUGCCAUAAAAAGCUGUACACGGGCCCCGGUCUGUCGAUACACUGCAUGCAAGUGCACAAAGAAACGAUCGACAAAGUCCCGAACUCGUUACCCAACCGCACGAACAUCGAGAUCGAAAUCUACGGCAUGGAAGGAAUCCCCGCUGCUGAUUUGCGCGAGCACGAGCGCCAGCGCCUCGGGAGCGUCUCAGGGACGGUCUCGGGCUCCGACGACGAGGACGAGCCCGCGUCGAAGCGGGCGAAGCCCGAGGGGCUGCUCGGCAACGCCCCCGGGGUCAUGCCCGGGAUGCCCGGCAUGAUGUCGGGCAUGAUCCCCCCGCCGGGCAUGCCGCCGGGCCUGCCCAUGAUGGCCAUGGGGCCCAUGGGCCCCCAGUUCAUGCAUCCCGGUGAGUUUAGCAUGCACAUGAUGCCCCCGCACAUGGCAAUGAUGCAGACGCAAGGGGGGCCCGCCAAGCCGCUCUUUCCGAGCGCCAUUCCGACGUCCUCGCCGGGGGCUUCCAUUGUGGGGGCUGAUUUUAAGCCGAUUUCGUCGGCGACGAUCAGUGCACCCCCCACAACUAACACGCCGAGUUCGAGUGAUGGCAAUAAGGUUAAUACAAUUGCAACAACUGGGGCCACUAGUAAGAUAAUCCAUCCAGCUGAAGAUAUCUCCCUAGAGGAGAUUAGGUGUAGACAGCCGAAGUAUGCAAGGAGUAUACCGGCCAAGAGUGAGGAGUCGGCUUCCAGUUCCAGCACGGCGGCUUCAGAUUUGGCGAACGCCGUCUCCGCCGCCCAGCAAGCCGCCGCCCAGGCGAAACAAGCCGAAGCUAUAAACCAGGCGGCUAUGAUGCAGAGGUUUCCGGUGCGUGUUUCCGGUCCUCCGAUCACAAUGGCCUUGCCUGGGGGCCCGGUGAUGGCCCCCAUGCGGCCCACGAUGAUUCCAGGCCCUCCGACGCUGAUUGGAGGACAUUUGAUGCGACCACCACCCAUCAGCAUGCCCCCAGGAAUGAUCGGAGUACCUCCUGGAAUGGUUUACGGUGCUCACAUGUUUCCAGCCGGACCUAUGCUGACACCUAUGAUGCAGCCAAGGUUCAGAUGAUCUCCGAUAUACCUCGUCUAUCAUCCGCAAGUCUAAUUAUUUUUUUUUGUUUUCAUUUUAAUUUUCUUUUAAAGUUGCAUGCUUGAAGUUUGCAAUUACGAUUAUAUUGACAUUGUUUUAUUUUCGACAGGUUUAAAAAUGCCUGCCAAAACGGUAUGUAACACAUUUGAUUAUUAUUAUUAUUUCAUUGAAGUGCCACUUGAAAGGUUAGUGUAUUGGGGUAUUUGGGUCUUCGAUGUGACGUCGCAAGACGUCACAUGGGGGAUUUAAGUUUCCGCUGAAGCUUAAGGCUUAACACACACUUUAUGGCAUCUAUCAGGUUUGUACAGAAACUCCAAAUUUAUUUUUUUCUUAAUUUAUUUUAAUUUAUUUCAAAGGUAAGCCGGUUUUUUUAAUACGUUGUAUAUAAAUAAUAAUGUAAAUUUCUGUUGAGCGUUUAAAUUUUAUCGAAUUAAUUAGCUUGGCUACUGUUACGAUCAAGGUAGGUUCACUAGCCAUCACGCUAACUUUUAACUAGGUAGAUGCAUCUAAAAUAACUUGAAAAUUAUGUUAGUGUUUCUCGAGACGUCGUUGUAUAAUUUAUGUCAAGGUAUGGAAAAACAGUUUUUUCCUCACUGGUGGUGUAUGGUGUAACACGGAAAAUAUCACACGUUUGCCAGCUUUUCCAAACGUUUGAUCUUUCCCCACACACAGGGAACUUGUAGAGGCAGGCGAUUCUAAUGUCACAGCUAACGCUGUUGGAGUGUCCGACUCUCUAUUCUAUCACGUGACAUGAUUUUCGGGUCAGAAUCAUGGCACGGCCGAUAAAAUAGGUGAUCUCCGAUCACAGCGCCCUCUGUAAUUGUUUUUUUCUCUCAGCUGUUGGGUCGACAUUCCCCUGCCGACGUAUGUGGCUUGACAGGCGAUUGUUUCGGUUCGUUGCCGGGACAAUCACAGGUCUCUACGACCUGUUGGAACUGAUGAACCACAUCCAGAUUGUUGUUGAUGUGCAAUUGUUUUUUAUUUUAUAUAAAUACUAUGAGGGUGUGGUUCGAGGGACCCCUGUUUUCACUGCUGUCAAUGUACUUUAUGUAGUAGUUUAAACUAUGAUUGUAUUGUAUAAUUUGUUUUUAUAAAUAAAAGUUUAUUUGGAAAGAG
Tribolium castaneum (red flour beetle) is the source of this 2483-nucleotide messenger RNA. It is a transcript of the gene BuGZ, whose product is annotated as Bub3 interacting GLEBS and Zinc finger domain protein. The record is from RefSeq and is a predicted model, not a curated record. Gene Ontology annotation, molecular function: DNA binding. Lineage: Eukaryota; Metazoa; Arthropoda; Insecta; Coleoptera; Tenebrionidae. Bases 153 to 1346 code for a protein of 397 amino acids. The transcript is spliced from 6 exons. Gene Ontology annotation, cellular component: nucleus.